Poecilia reticulata (guppy) is the source of this 2275-nucleotide messenger RNA. It is a transcript of the gene mgarpb, whose product is annotated as mitochondria localized glutamic acid rich protein b. The record is from RefSeq and is a predicted model, not a curated record. Lineage: Eukaryota; Metazoa; Chordata; Actinopteri; Cyprinodontiformes; Poeciliidae.
UUGUUUCGGAGGGGGUGCUGGUGUGCUCUUCAUCCCGGGCAUUACACAGGAGGAGAACGCUGCUGCUCAUUUAUCUCCAAAGAGCGACUGGAGGGAGACGCGUCGAUCCACCUGCUGCUGAAAAGACAUCAACAUGUUCUGCAGAAGGGCAUUGCAGAGAGUCGGGCCGCUGGCACGGUGGCUUCUGAGGCCCAUAUCCAAGAGCACUGCCCCGGUGCGACACAUGGCCUUAGGCGUUCCCGGAGGAUCCACCAACUUGGCGUACGUUGUUUUGUGUGGAGGAGGCCUUACCGCUGCAGUCGUCUAUGCCUAUAAAACAGUUAACGGUGAUACUGAACGUUACGAGGACAGACUGGCCAACAUGAGCUCCGAGGAGAAAGCUGAAGUCACAUCAGAGGCUGCGUCGUCUCCUCCAGCCGAAUCCGCCCCAGCGGAGGACGAACCGGCUCCCGGAGCUGAGAUCACACCGGAACCCGUCCCCGCUUCCCCAGAACCGGCGGCAGAGACGUCAGCCGAGCCCACCAACGAGGCCAGCCCAGAAGAACCAGCAGCCGCCGAGGCGUCUGAGGCAGGUGUCACCGAGGCUCCAGCUGAGCCGGCAGACGCAGAGGGAGCGCCUGUUGCGGAGGAAGAGACUGCUCUGGAAGUCGGAUCUGAAGUUGCAGCCGUGACGCUUGCUGAGGACGCAGCAGCAGCAGCAGAGAGCGCUGCUGUACAGGCCUUGGGCGAGGAGCAUCUGGGGAACGCUCUGCACCAAAUGGAAGAUGAUGGAAAGGAGCUGAACAACUUGAAGGAAGAUCACCAACAAUAUCCUCUAGAGACCACAGUGGAAACGUCUGUAGAGGCGGCUGUUUAUAUUGAAGAGCAGCUGUUUGAGGUGGAAGAGGUGCCACAUGGUCUAACUAUUGAAGAACUAUCUGCUGACCGGAUUCCAGCAGCUGACGCAGAGCAGGAGGAAGAAGAGAAGGAAAGAGCGGUUUCACUUCCUGAGGAAAUCACUGAGGCUGAAGAAAACACUGCGAUCCCUGACUCUCCUUCAGAGGAAACCGUCUCCUCUCCCGAAGACUCUUCCUCCUCUGGUGAGGCUUCGCCGGAUGAGGAGGAGGCCGUCGUCACUGCAGAGGCAACACCGGAGGAGGAGGAGGAGACUAAAUCUGAGCAGACCCCUUUGGGGUCAGUUGGUGAGACGACUCAGCUGGCAGCGGCCUCCACCGAGCCAAGCCUAGAAGUUCUUUCAAACAUAGAACCAGAACCUCCAUCACAGGUGGCUCCAGCCGACAAGGAAGAACCCUGCCACAGCUGCCACUCUUCUCCAUCCUCCAGCAAGGAGGCGGCGCCACCUGCUGCUCUGGGAGAGGAUCUGCUUGACAUUGACAUCGCACAAGAAGCAAAGGAGUCUUUUGACAAACCGUUGGCAAAACAAACCAUUGAGAAUGGAGUUGUGGUGACAGCCACGUCGUGACAGAAAGUGUGCCUUCCUCAAGCAAGCCUGGGCGCCAGAAGACAAAAACAAAAGAAGAGGAGGUCACACUCUGAAGCGUUGUCUUUAUUAGCAGGUGUUAUUAUAGCUCUUGUCCACUAGGUGUCAGUAAUGCAAAACUUUUUGAGACGUGGAAUUCUAAGAGUUUUUAGGGAGUGAAAGUCUUUGAUAUUGUAAUAAACAGUAGCGUGAGAUGUUAGCUUUUCACCGAAGCAGACAUAAGAGAUUUCAGAUUUGUAUUACUGCUGCCCAUACACCCAAGUAUUUUGCAGUAUUUAUUUUGCAGUAUUUAAUUCUAAAGCACAGCUUUUUAAAGUUUGAGGUUUAAAAUUAGGAAGUCACAUGCUGUUAGAGACUAUAAAACUUUAAUGUUUCAAGAAAAAUGCCCAUAUUUUGACGCACACUUCUUUUUUAAAUUGUAUUGUUUGUUUCCAGAUGUUGCCCUGUUCUCCAAUCAGAUAUAGUGAUGGAAAUCUGUGUAUCCUCCAAAUUUAACAGCUGUUAAAACAAAAACUUAGUGGCGAGGAUAACUACCUACCUUCUCUUUGUCUGCCAUUUUGAAUGUAACUAAAGACUAUAUAGAAAAAAAAAAUACUGUCCAGACUGGGACAAUAUUUUGAGGCAAGCAUUGCAUAUCAUAUAAAGGAAGACAUCAAUGAUUGUAGAUGGGAUGUUUAUAUGUUAUUUGAGGUCUGCAUGACUGGGACAUAAUGAGAAAUGUACUUGGCAAGUAAACGAUAGAUGUGUCGUCAUGGCAAUAUACUCAUAUUUCAAAUAAAGUGGUGGACAAUCUUG